AUGAAAAUGAGUAUCACCUUAUUAGGUUUUAAAACUAUGUUAACGGAGGAGUUAGGUAACAGUUUAGAAGAAGAUUUAAGACAAAUGGUGAUUUCGAUAACUACACAAGAACUUGAAAAAAUAAAACAAGAACUCAUUUGUUCAUUUAAAGACUCAAAGUCAUUCUCUUUGGAUGGGACACGAUGGUCCAAAAUAAUCAAAACUUUUGCAAAGAUUGUAAAAGAACUAUUUUUAGGACCCGGAGCGGAAACAAAUACGUCGGCAUUUUCAUCCCAACAGGAAAGCAUUCCAAAGGGUAUUUACAAAAUUUGCUAA
Molecule: messenger RNA, 315 nt
Organism: Schistosoma curassoni
Lineage: Eukaryota; Metazoa; Platyhelminthes; Trematoda; Strigeidida; Schistosomatidae
Source: the annotation of a GenBank genome assembly